Molecule: messenger RNA, 1415 nt
Organism: Hordeum vulgare subsp. vulgare (domesticated barley)
Lineage: Eukaryota; Viridiplantae; Streptophyta; Magnoliopsida; Poales; Poaceae
Product: ATP-dependent (S)-NAD(P)H-hydrate dehydratase
Exons: 11
Coding region: 16-1179 (387 amino acids)
Biological process (GO): metabolite repair
Molecular function (GO): ATP-dependent NAD(P)H-hydrate dehydratase activity
Source: RefSeq, a predicted model, not a curated record
GAGAGUGAGGGGACGAUGAGCCUGUCAAUGGGCGCGUGCCCCCACGCGUGGCAGCACCACCUACCUCACCGCGGCCGCAUGUGGGCCGCCUCCCCGGCCUUCCGCAGGCAGCUCUUCCUGCUCCGCUCUCUCGCGCCCACCUGCGUAGACGGCGGCCGCGUCUCCUCGAGCUCUCUUCGGCUCCACGCGAUGUCCGCGGCACCGGCGGCGGCCGGGCCGGUGUACGAGGCGGACGCGGAGGCGGUGGUCCGGCGAAUCACGCCGCCGCUCGACCGCGCAAGGCACAAGGGUCAGGCAGGGAAGAUUGCAAUAAUUGGUGGAUGUCGCGAGUACACUGGUGCUCCUUAUUUUGCUGCUAUCUCUGCGUUGAAAGUUGGUGCAGAUCUCUCACAUGUUUUCUGCACAAAAGAUGCUGCAACAGUAAUCAAGAGCUAUAGCCCUGAGCUGAUUGUGCAUCCAAUAUUAGAGGAGUCCUACAGUGUAAGGGAUGAUGAAAGAGAAUCUGUUUCUUCUAGCAUUCUCACUGAAGUUAUAAAGUGGAUGGAGCGCUUUGAUUGCAUUGUUGUUGGCCCCGGCCUUGGAAGGGACUCAUUUCUUAUGGAUUGUGUCAGUAAUAUCAUGAGGCAUGCACGACAGGCUAAUAUCCCAACUGUUGUUGAUGGGGAUGGCCUUUUCCUUAUAACCAAUAACAUUGGUCUUGUUGAAGAUAACUCUCUUGCCAUCUUAACACCAAAUGUAUACGAGUACAAGCGUCUUGUCCAGAAGGUUCUUAACUGUGAAGUAAACGAGGAAAAUGCUUCUGAGCAACUGACUGCACUUUGCGAAAAAAUUGGUGGCGUAACCAUCAUGAGGAAAGGAAAAGCAGAUCUGAUUAGUGAUGGUAAAAAAGUCACACAAGUGAGUACCUUUGGUUCUCCAAGGCGAUGUGGUGGUCAAGGCGACAUUCUCUCUGGAAGCGUGGCAGUAUUUUCAUCAUGGGCAUGGCACUUUCUCUCGUCAAAUGAGCAACCUAAAGAGAAUAGUGUGAAUCCUAUGGUUCUUGGCUGCAUAGCCGGGUCUCUGUUGCUCAGAAAAGCUGCGGCGCUUGCAUUCGAGAAGAACAAGAGAUCGACCGUCACUACUGACAUCAUUGAGUUCUUGGGCCAAAGCUUGGAAGAUAUCUGCCCUGCUGGGCGGUAGUUUAUUGUGGGUUUCUUACCAUAAUACUGGAACUGCGCCUCCGCACUCUACAAUAAUACCGAUCCUGUUAUCAGGAUGUAUCAUCACCGUGUUUAUGUACAUAUAUCUCUAGUAAAAGAAGGGGAUGCUACAAUGCUUGGAUAAUAUGCUGUGUUGUGUGUCGCUGCUGUCCAGAAAUCCUCAGGGAAUUGAAAUAUAGUAGAAGCGGUUGCGGCAGGCGCACCGCUUUUCCGUUC